AUGGCCUCCUCGAUGCUCAAUGGAGCUGAAAACCUCACUCUAGUUAGAGGCAUAAACCCUAAAGGGUUAGGCUUUUUGGGGGCAGAUUUGCAAGGGAGGCACUUUUCUAAAGUGAAUUUAAUCUCUAGCACUAGAAUUUCAAAGGCAAGAACUUCGACAGCCAAGUGCAGUUUAUCAGCCUCUAGGCCAGCGUCACAGCCUAGGUUUAUCCAACACAAGAAAGAGGCUUUUUGGUUCUACAGGUUCCUUUCAAUUGUGUAUGACCAUGUCAUAAACCCUGGGCACUGGACUGAGGACAUGAGAGAUGAGGCACUUGAGCCUGCUGAUCUCAAUGACAGGAAUAUGUUAGUGGUGGAUGUUGGUGGUGGCACUGGUUUCACCACUCUGGGUAUAGUUAAGCAUGUGGAUGCCAAAAAUGUUACCAUCCUUGAUCAAUCUCCACACCAGCUUGCAAAGGCCAAGCAGAAAGAGCCUUUGAAGGAUUGUAAGAUUAUUGAGGGCGAUGCUGAGGAUCUACCAUUUCCUACUGAUUAUGCGGAUAGAUACGUGUCUGCUGGGAGUAUUGAGUACUGGCCUGAUCCACAACGUGGCAUCAAAGAAGCAUACAGGGUUUUGAAGCUAGGAGGUAAAGCCUGCUUAAUUGGUCCAGUAUACCCAACAUUCUGGUUGUCUCGCUUCUUUGCUGAUGCUUGGAUGCUCUUCCCAAAGGAGGAAGAGUACAUUGAGUGGUUCCAGAAGGCUGGAUUUAAGGAUGUUAAACUAAAGAGGAUUGGCCCAAAAUGGUAUCGUGGUGUUCGUAGGCAUGGGCUGAUCAUGGGAUGUUCCGUAACAGGUGUUAAACCUGCAUCUGGAGAUUCUCCUUUGCAGCUUGGCCCAAAGGCAGAGGAUGUGUCAAAGCCUGUAAACCCAUUUGUGUUCUUUCUGCGCUUCAUUUUGGGUGCCUUGGCAGCAACGUACUUUGUGUUGGUUCCCAUCUAUAUGUGGCUCAAAGAUCAAAUUGUACCCAAAGGACGGCCAAUCUAA
This is a messenger RNA of Dovyalis caffra, 1023 nucleotides long. NCBI's taxonomy places the organism in Eukaryota, Viridiplantae, Streptophyta, Magnoliopsida, Malpighiales, Salicaceae. The record is from the annotation of a GenBank genome assembly.